AGAUGUCCUACAUCCCGGGCCAGCCGGUCACCGCCGUAGUGCAAAGAGUUGAAAUUCAUAAGCUGCGUCAAGGUGAAAACUUAAUCCUGGGCUUCAGCAUUGGAGGUGGAAUCGACCAGGAUCCCUCCCAGAACCCCUUCUCAGAAGACAAGACAGACAAGGGCAUCUAUGUUACACGAGUGUCUGAAGGAGGGCCUGCUGAGAUUGCUGGGCUGCAGAUUGGAGACAAAAUCAUGCAGGUGAACGGAUGGGACAUGACUAUGGUCACCCACGACCAGGCCCGAAAACGGCUCACCAAGCGCUCCGAGGAGGUGGUGCGCCUGCUGGUGACACGGCAGUCGCUGCAGAAGGCCGUGCAGCAGUCGAUGCUGUCCUAGCAGCCUGCCACGUCCCCACCUUACGCCUGCUGCCUCUCUGUACAGUGACCACUUUUUCCGUCUGCCCCUUGUCCUAGCUUCUGCUGAGUGCUGGGCCUCAGCUUAGAAGGGCAAGAGCUGUUCCCAAAGGC
This is a messenger RNA of Orycteropus afer afer, 508 nucleotides long. It is a transcript of the gene TAX1BP3, whose product is annotated as Tax1 binding protein 3. Gene Ontology annotation, cellular component: postsynaptic membrane; adherens junction; postsynaptic density. The record is from RefSeq and is a predicted model, not a curated record. NCBI's taxonomy places the organism in Eukaryota, Metazoa, Chordata, Mammalia, Tubulidentata, Orycteropodidae. Gene Ontology annotation, biological process: neurotransmitter receptor transport, endosome to postsynaptic membrane; neurotransmitter receptor transport postsynaptic membrane to endosome. Gene Ontology annotation, molecular function: protein binding.